Molecule: messenger RNA, 2121 nt
Organism: Chaetomium globosum CBS 148.51
Lineage: Eukaryota; Fungi; Ascomycota; Sordariomycetes; Sordariales; Chaetomiaceae
Product: glycogen synthase
Exons: 5
Coding region: 1-2121 (706 amino acids)
Biological process (GO): glycogen biosynthetic process
Cellular component (GO): cytoplasm
Molecular function (GO): alpha-1,4-glucan glucosyltransferase (UDP-glucose donor) activity
Source: RefSeq, a predicted model, not a curated record
AUGGCGAAUGAAGAGACAGACCGUGCGCCACGUGAGGUUAAAAACCACAUGCUGUUUGAGAUCGCCACAGAAGUUGCGCACAGAGUCGGUGGCAUCUACUCCGUUAUCAAGUCCAAGGCUCCGGUCACCACGGCCGAAUAUGGGGACCGUUACACCCUCAUCGGACCCCUCAACCACCAGUCCGUACCUGUAGAAGUCGAGGCCGUGGAGCCCACCAACCCUGAACUCGCCGCAACGAUCCAGUCUAUGAAAGACCGCGGCAUUGGCAUCUUGUACGGCCGCUGGUUGAUCGAGGGAGCGCCCAGGGUUCUUCUCUUCGACACAAAAACAGCAUACGGCUACAUGAACGAGUGGAAAGCUGAUCUUUGGAAUACCGCGUCCAUUCCCUCACCCGACAACGACGACGAGACCAACGAAGCCAUUGUUUUUGGUUACCUCGUUGCGUGGUUCCUAGGGGAGUACGUAUGCCAUGAGAAGAAGAAGGCCGUCAUUGCCCACUUUCACGAGUGGCUGGCGGGUGUUGCGCUACCACUGACCCGGAAGCGGCAAAUCGACGUGACGACCAUCUUUACAACCCACGCGACACUACUCGGCCGGUACUUGUGCGCCGGCUCCGUCGACUUUUACAACAACCUCCAGCACUUUGACGUUGAUGCCGAGGCGGGCAAGCGCGGAAUCUACCAUCGGUACUGCAUCGAGCGCGCUGCUACACACUCUUGCGAUGUUUUCACCACCGUCUCCCAUAUUACGGCUUACGAGAGCGAGCACUUGCUCAAGCGUAAGCCCGACGGUGUGCUUCCGAACGGCCUCAAUGUCACAAAGUUCGCGGCUGUUCACGAGUUCCAGAACCUGCACCAACAGUCCAAGGAGAAGAUCCACGACUUCGUACGGGGCCAUUUCUAUGGCCACUAUGACUUCGACCCCGAGAAUACGCUAUAUUUCUUUACGGCAGGGCGUUACGAGUUCAGGAAUAAGGGUGUCGACAUGUUCAUCGAGUCGCUAGCUCGCCUAAACCAUAGGCUCAAGGCGGCCGGCAGUAAGAUGACCGUCGUCGCCUUCAUCAUCAUGCCCGCGCAGACGUCGUCAUUGACGGUCGAGGCUCUGAAGGGUCAAGCGGUGAUCAAGUCCCUUCGCGACACUGUGGAUACGAUUGAGAGGAACAUUGGCCGGCGCAUCUUUGAGCGGUCGCUCAAGUGGCACGAUGGCGAGCCAAUGCCGGAAGAGAAGGAGUUGAUCUCGAGCCAGGAUCGCGUCCUACUCCGGCGGCGUCUGUUCGCGAUGAAGAGGCACGGUCUGCCACCGAUUGUCACGCAUAACAUGAUCAACGACAGUGAAGAUCCGGUCCUGAACCAGAUCCGCCGGGUGCAGCUCUUCAACCAUCCCAGCGAUCGGGUGAAGAUCGUGUUCCACCCAGAGUUCCUGAACUCUGCGAACCCGGUGCUGCCGCUCGACUACGACGAUUUCGUGAGAGGUACUCAUAUGGGCGUGUUCCCAUCUUACUACGAACCAUGGGGCUACACGCCCGCCGAGUGCACCGUGAUGGGUGUACCGAGCAUCACGACAAACCUCUCCGGGUUCGGCUGCUAUAUGGAGGAGCUGAUUGAGAAUUCCAGCGACUACGGCAUCUACAUUGUCGACCGUCGUACCAAGGGCGUUGAUGACUCGGUUAACCAGCUCACGUCGCACAUGUUUGACUUCGCCCAAAAGAGCCGCAGACAGCGCAUCAACCAGCGGAACCGGACAGAGAGGCUUAGCGACCUACUCGACUGGAAGCGGAUGGGUAUGGAGUAUGUCAAGGCCCGUCAGCUUGCGCUGAGGCGGGCGUAUCCCACGUCCUUCAAUGGCGAGGAGGAGGAGGAUUUCAUCCCAGGCGUGGACCAGAAGAUCUCGCGUCCGUUCUCUGUGCCUGGAUCUCCUAGGGAUCGGACCGGCAUGAUGACUCCUGGCGACUUUGCAAGCCUUCAGGAAGGUCGCGAGGGCCUGAGUACUGAGGACUAUGUCGCAUGGAAGCUCCCUGAGGAGGAGGACCCUGAUGAGUACCCUUUCCCGCUCACGCUGAGAACGAAGACGGCUGGGGCAACCGGGAGUCCGCCCGGCAGCCUCCCGGCCAACGGCAACUGA